AUGAACAAUCUCUUGGAUGCAGUGAAAGUAUUUUGUGUAUCAAUCUUGGUGGCUUUCGCAACCGUAAAUGCCGGUUACUCGGGCAGUUACGGAGGUCACGAGGGCUACGGAGGUCAUGAGGGCUAUGGAGGUGAUGGAGGGCACCACGACAUCUCGCACACGGUGGAAAUAACCAAGCACGUUCCGAUUCCUGUUUACAAGCACGAAGCCGUACCGAUUCCUCACACCGUUCCCGUUCCGAUCCCCAAGCCUGUGGCCGUUCCGGUUCCUCAACCCUACCCCGUUCACGUGAAAGUACCCCAACCCAUCGCCGUUCCCGUUAUCAAAACCAUCACCAUCCCCGUGGAGAAACCGGUACCCUACAAGGUGGAGAAGGAAAUACCCUACCACGUAGAGAAGCCAGUACCCGUUCCAGUUGAGAAGCACAUACCCAUCAGGAUUCCCAAGCCAGUACCCGUCAAAGUACCCGUUUACAAAGUCGUGUACCACCAUAGCAAACAUUAA
Molecule: messenger RNA, 504 nt
Organism: Phyllotreta striolata
Lineage: Eukaryota; Metazoa; Arthropoda; Insecta; Coleoptera; Chrysomelidae
Source: the annotation of a GenBank genome assembly